AUGGUCAUUAACAUGACAACAACAGAAGAAAGAAGAAUAAGUUUCUACCGCUGUCUCAUGCGAGUUGAAGAAACAAGAAUGAACGUCAAACCCACCGAUAGGUUGAGAAUUGAUGUGACUAUUAGUGUUCGAUAUCAAGAUUAUUUACAUAUUAUUCAAACAUCAACCUUAUUAAAAAGGUUAGUAUUCAUUAGCUGCCAAAGUUUCCUUGAAAAUAAUAAAGAUUUCUUAAGAAGUUUGUUGUUCGACCCAAGUUGCUCUCACUGCUUCAUCCCAGAAAUUGUUGAUCUGGUAUCAGAAAGAAUUCUCAAUAUGACUCAACAAAUAUUGGGAUGUUGUCGUGAUACUGAAUCUGUAGAUUCAGAAUGCCAAGAAUUUUCUUUGAAUUUAGACAUCAUCGUGGAUAUAGUUCCAGAUGUAGAAAGCGAAGAGGAAGAGGAGGAGAUUGAAAAUGCAGUAACAGAAGAGUCCAUGCAGCAAGAUGCAGCAAUGAUUCCGGCGUCUAGUGAAGCCAUCCAUUCUCUUACAACCUUCACAGAUUUUCAUUUUUUGAAAAGGAUAACCCAGAAAUGCAAUAUUUGUUUGGAAAAAUUCCGUCUCGGAGAAGAUGAAGAAAAAGUGAAGUUUUCGUGGAUGCCAUGCGAUCAUGCAUUUCAUCAUCACUAUUUCUUAAGCAUUUUGGUGCUCGAUCCACCCUACUCAAACUUCUUCGCCCCAGAAAGUAUUGAUGAAGUAUCAGGAACAAUUCGUACUCUGGCUGAAGAAAUUUUUGAAUUUUGUUCUGAUACUGAAUCAUCAGAAUACCAAGAGUUUCCCUUGAAGUUAGACAUCAUCGUGGAUUUAGUUCCAGCAGAAGAUACAGUUCCAGAAGAAGAGAGCGAGGAGGAAGAGGAGGAGAUUGACAAUGCAGUAAUAGAAGAGUCCAUGCAGCAAGAUGCAGCAAUGAUUCCAGCAUCCAGUGAAGCCAUCCAUUCUCUUAAAACCUUCACAAUUUUACCUUCUUCGAAAAGGAGGACUGAGGAGUGCAAUAUUUGUUUGGAACAAUUUCGUGUCAGGGAAAACGAAGAAAACGUCAAGUUUUCGUCCAUGCCAUGUCAUCAUGUAUUUCAUCAUUACUGUAUUGUCAAGUGGCUGCAGAUAAGUCACACUUGCCCAUUAUGUCGUUACCCUAUGCCCACUGAGAACUAG
Messenger RNA from Sphenostylis stenocarpa, 1188 nucleotides. Lineage: Eukaryota; Viridiplantae; Streptophyta; Magnoliopsida; Fabales; Fabaceae. The record is from the annotation of a GenBank genome assembly.